GUGUUGAGAGCAACUGGUGGGUUUUGAAGGGUGUGUUCAGGACUUCAUCGAUACAUCGGAAUGAGGGAAGUCUGGGAAGACAUGAUUCGCGUUUCAGCAAAUCUGAGUGGAUGAGGGUACACACCCACGGGUUUAGCGGACUAAUGGGACGCUGAAAUUGUGAUGCCUUUAUGACGUCCUUGUGAGAUGUGACUAGGAGGAAAAGAUUACCCUACCAGUUUUCGUGAGAUUCUAGCUGAAUUCGUCACAUGCACGGGAGAGGAGAGGGAGAGGAGAGAAACGGAUAGACAGGAGAACAGACAGAGCCAAACCUUCCACAAUGAGAGGGAUUCUUUAGUGGAGGUGUGAAAGCAGUGCUCUAACUAAAGACUAGAUGUCUAGGGGCCCAGGUUCAGCGAUGAGUGGUCUUGAGAAGAAUCCAUCAGGGUGGAGCAAGCCCACCCACUCACGGAGCAGCAGCACUGUCUCCUCCCGCCACUCUCAUCAGAACGCCAAGGACUGGGAAGUGAUGGAUGACAUUCAGAUGUUCUCUGGUGGAGAGGCUCACACAGAUAUGACCGUGCCAGGCGUCUGUGAGGGCUAUUUGAUGAAGAGAAGGAAGAGGCCCCUCAAUGGCUGGCACAAGAGGUACUUUGUGUUGGACAAGGGAAUCCUCAAGUACUCCAAAACCCCGCAAGAUAUUGCAAGGGGGAAACUGCAUGGUUCAUUGGAUGUCAGCCUGGCAGUCAUGUCGAUCAAUCAGAAAUCAAAGCGCAUUGACCUCGAUGCAGGGCACAGUCUGUAUCACGUGAAGGCAAAGACCCAGGAUCUGUUCUACAUCUGGGCGACGAAGCUGAGCGCCCACCGCGUGUUUAAGAAGAACGAGGCUGUGCACAUGCACAAUGGGUUUCUGCAGGCACUGUCGCAGGGGGGCAACGUGCUGCCGUCCGCCACCAGCCUUAUGCAGCGCAAUGGCGGCUUACCAGAAGGGUCUUCCUGCACUCAAUUUAAGAGCACUGCAUCCACACUGAAUGAAGCAGCUCCCCCAGUGGAGGAAAUGCCCACUGCAAGCCGAGCUGUCAACAGCAAGGUCGCUGCGUGGCUGCAACAGACUCAGGAUACUGACUGCUGUUUCCAAGAGCUGAAUCGCUGCCAGAAUGAUCUGACGGAGCUGAACCAGCUGGUGCAGAGGCUGCAGGCCCUGGAGGGAGGGGACCAGCCCUUCAACAAUGGCGAGCUCCAGCGCAUCAUCAGCAUGCAGAAUCUGACCCUUGAGAAACCCAAGAAGAAGUCCAACAAGGUCUGGGGACACUCACGUACACUGUCCCGGUUCGAGGCUCUUGGGGUGAUGUCAUCCAGUCAGCUGGGCAGCUCCUCACUGGGUACCUCGGUCCCGUCCAUCCCCGAAUACGUACACUCCCAGAUGUCCUCUCCCAGCACCAACUCCCCCGAGGCAAAGAAGAUCCAGCAGGACAUCUGCACCGUGUCCCAGAGGGUACAUGUGUCUCUGAAGUCUGUACAUGACACCCUGGUCCUGGAGCGUCAGAGGCUGAGGGAGGCCUGGAGGAGCCCUGAACUGCACCAGUCCACCUCCAACCAGCUAGCCAGUCUAUGCACUGCUCUCUCUGAGUUGGAGAUGAAAUCCCGUCUGACGAAAGUCCACUCCCAGUCCUUGACCUCGGACUCCUCAGAUGAGUCCUUCAGCACUGUCCGCCCGGAGCAGCAGGAUCCCUUCCCAACUAGCAGGCAAUCUUCUAAACGGCACUCAUGCCGCCGGGCCCCCUCAAUGGCUGAGUCUACAACAGAGUACUUUGACGCUUAUGACACCGUCCUGUGCGAGACUUACUCUGAGGCGUCAGACGAGUCAGGACUGAGCGAUGACACCACAAGCAACUCUGAGCUGGAGGAACACCAUGCAAUUGCAACAGCGGCCACUCUGAAGUACCGUGCCAGUAUCUCCACUUCGACAAACGUGCCCAUUCGUGUCCCCAAGGACACUGGCCGCCGCACCACCCUGCCCGCCCCGUGCCCCGACAACAGCCACAUUGGUCUGAUGACCAUCCUCUACAACAACAUUGGAAAGGACCUGUCGCGUGUGUCCAUGCCCAUUCCACUCAACGAGCCAGUCUGCCUACUGCAAAGGCUCUGUGAGGAACUGGAGUACUAUGAGCUGCUGGACACCGCCAGCCAAACAGACGACCCCUACCAGAGAAUGGUGUACAUUGCUGCCUUUGCCAUCUCUGGUUAUGCCACCGCUCGCUACCGCAACAGAUACAAACCCUUCAACCCCAUCCUGGGAGAGACCUUUGAAUGCAUACGGGAGGACAUGGGCUUCCGUUACAUCAGUGAACAGGUAUGCCACCAUCCCCCCAUUUCUGCCUGCCAUGCUGAUGCAGAGAACUUCUCAUUCUGGCAAGACCAGCGUUGGAAGAACAAAUUCUGGGGUAAAUCACUGGAGAUCAUGCCAACAGGGAUGGUGAAUGUCACUCUUCCCAAGUUCAAUGACCACUAUGAGUGGAACAAAGUGGUCACGUGCAUUCACAACGUAUUGAGUCAACAGCGUUACCUCGAGCACUAUGGCGAUAUCAUAAUCCACAACCUGAACAACAGUGUCUGCACCUGCAAGAUCACCUUCGUCAAGUCUCGUUACUGGGGCUCAGACAAUCACACGAACGAGGUACAAGGGACAGUUCUUGAUCAGGCCGGCAAUGUUGUCCACCGGUUUGGGGGUCUGUGGCAUGAGGGCAUCUUUUGCGACACCCUGCCCAUACCACAAUGCAUCUGGAAACCAAACCCUCAGCCCAGUGAAAGUUUCACAUACUAUGGCUUCUCGAGAUUUGCAAUGGAGAUGAACGAGCUCCCCCCCAAGCUGCUCCCCCUGUUGCCGCCCACAGACACCCGUCUGCGCCCAGACCAGAGGAUGUUGGAAGAAGGGAAGCUGGAUGAGGCAGAGAAGAAGAAGGAUGAAGUAGAGAACAAGCAGAGGGACCGGCGGAAGGAUAUGGGCAAAAAGGGGGAGGAGCACAUCCCUCGCUUUUUCAGGAAAGCCGUUGAUGCAGCUGGACGGGAUGUAUGGAUAACAAAUGGAACGUACUGGAAACUCCGUGAGAACCCCGGAUUUGCCAACACGACAAACCUAGAUCUGUGGUAAACAGCAAAUUUGGGACUGCCACCACGGGCGUAAGACAGACAUUUGCGUACCAUAACAAUAAUGACUGUUCUUAUCCGGCUCCAUAAUAUUAGCCACGCCUGCAACAAGAACCCCGGAACGUGAUACGUGUGGCACUUUUUUCAGCAUGCCUUGGGCUACCCAAUGACUUGCUGAUCAGGAAGACUCAAAGGCUUUUCGAUGCUUCUUGUCUUCAUUUUAUUUUCAAGGAACAUGUAUUUUCCUCAGUGCAGUGACACUGAUGUACCCUCUAUGGCAGCAAGAUUCUGCAUCCAGACUGUAAUAGAACUGAAUUGGAUGAUGCUGGUCAGAAGAUGGGAAGAUGGUGAAGGGAUACACUGCAGUACACUUCCACUUGGAAUGGAAAUAUUAUGUGCAUGGCAGUAAAUAGCCAGUCAAAGAAAGAAAUGUUUUCUUUUAAGACCAGUUUUAUAAGAUGUUUUUACUAAGAUUAUUUUAAGUCUACUUUUUGAAUGUAUUCUUGCAUAUUUAGCUUGGUAUUUUGGGCUCCUGUUUGUAAAUGUGUGGGACUAUUAUAAUAUUGAGAGAAGCUGUAAGCAGAUGAUUAUAUUUGGGGUAAAAAAGGUUUAGUGUUUACAGAGUUAAAGGGAGACUGAUGGAAUCCUUUAAAAUUUUACUGUGGAUCUUUAGGGAGCUUCAGGGAGCUACAGUAUAGUUAUUUUUUGUGUGCUUUUGAAAGCACCUACUAGUAACUCCUUACUUUACUCAAAAAUAUUAGUUGUCUGAUUACGGCACGUCUUCUGUCAAUUGACCAUAGGAGAGUACCUUGGAAAUCUAGUAUACAAUUUGUCUGCAGUCAAAGUAGAAUGAAUAUUUAUGUUGAUAUUUUUUUAUAAUUUUAGUGGGGAAAUGUCUUGAGAAUUGCAUUUAUUUGGCAUGCUGAAGCAGUUUUAUUGAUGUUACAUAGGAGCAGCAACAGGGAAAGAUAACAAUAUUAGACUGUUAAACAUAUGGAUGGCCUAAUAAUUAUGGAGAAGUCUCAAGUUUCAGUGUGUAGAGCAGAUGUCAGUAUGUACUCUAAUAAAUAAAAAUAAAAAACUUUAAAUCAAA
Molecule: messenger RNA, 4219 nt
Organism: Anguilla anguilla (European eel)
Lineage: Eukaryota; Metazoa; Chordata; Actinopteri; Anguilliformes; Anguillidae
Gene: osbpl7
Product: oxysterol binding protein-like 7
Exons: 22
Coding region: 374-3130 (918 amino acids)
Cellular component (GO): plasma membrane; intracellular membrane-bounded organelle; perinuclear endoplasmic reticulum
Molecular function (GO): cholesterol binding
Source: RefSeq, a predicted model, not a curated record